AUGUCUGACCUUGCGAGCCGUAUCACAAGGCCCGACGAACCGGCCGCUGAUGCCCCCAAGGACGAUGCGGCUGCUUCGAACGCGCAGGUUGAUGGCGCAUCCGCUGCCAUUGGUGGCUCUGCUCUUCACGAAGCCGAUGGUGACGUCGAAGUGACCAUUAGUGGUGCUGACAACGAUGCUCCCAUCUACUCAGCUGCCACUUGGGAUGAUUUGGGAUUGCCGGAGCAGAUUCUGAAAGGCCUCCUCGCACAGAACUUCUUGAAGCCUUCCAAAAUUCAAGGCAAAUCUCUACCGCUCAUGAUGAGCAACCCUCCCAAAAACAUGGUUGCCCAGUCGCAAUCCGGUACCGGCAAGACUGUUGCCUUCCUCACAGCCAGUCUAUCUCGUGUAGACUUCACCCAGCCAGAACGGCCACAGGUUUUGAUCCUGGCUCCUAGCCAAGAACUUGCGGACCAGAUCUACAGGAAUAUUCACACUAUUGGGCGAUUUGUCGAAAAUCUCAAGGUUGCGCUGGCCAUACCCGGGAGGAUUCCUCGAGGCGAAGCAGUUCGAGCUAGCGUUGUAGUUGGUACUCCGGGCACAGUCUUAGAUCUAGGCCGCCGCAAGCAGAUGGAUUGUUCUAAGCUCAAAGUCCUUGUUCUAGACGAGGCUGACAACAUGUUGGACAUGGCUGGUCUUGGCGACCAAUGCCUUCGAGUGAAGCUUCGGCUUAUGCCACCAGACACUCUCGCGAACCUCCAGGUGCUUCUCUUCUCCGCUACGUUCCCGUCACGAGUAAAGCAGUACAUUCCAAAAUUCGCACCUAAUGCGAACAGUUUGACUCUGAAGACGAAAGAACUCACUGUCAAGGGCAUUUCCCAGAUGUUCGUAGACUGCCCGGCGGAAAGUGAGCGGUAUGAUAUUCUUUGCAAGCUGUACGGUUUGAUGACCGUUGCACAGUCGAUUAUUUUCGUAAAGACCCGGAAGAGCGCCAAUGAAAUCCAGCGCCGCAUGACUGACGAUGGCCACAAGGUCACCGUUUUGCACGGAGAAUUCGAGAGCAGUGAGAGACAGGAGUUGCUCGCCAAAUUCCGCAAUGGAGAGAGUAAGGUUCUCAUUACUACUAAUUUGUUGUCCCGUGGUAUCGACGUUUCUAGUGUCUCCAUGGUCAUCAACUACGACAUUCCUAUGAAGCCUGGACCAAAAGGCGAGGAGCCUGACCCCGAAACAUAUUUGCAUCGCAUUGGCCGAACUGGGCGAUUUGGCCGCAUUGGUGUCAGUAUCAGUUUUGUCCACGAUCAAAGGAGUUUUGACUCCCUUAAUGCCAUUGCUACGCACUUUGGCAUCGACUUAGUGAAGUUGCCUACAGACGACUGGGACGAGGCUGAAGAGAAGGUCAAACAGGUUAUCAAGAAGAACAGCGCACAAGCCAACUAUGUACCCAAGGUGGAGGAUAACCAGGCUGAUGCUGCACCAGCUUCUUAG
This is a messenger RNA of Metarhizium acridum CQMa 102, 1464 nucleotides long. RefSeq names its product RNA helicase required for poly(A+) mRNA export (gene DBP5). Gene Ontology annotation, biological process: poly(A)+ mRNA export from nucleus. Gene Ontology annotation, cellular component: nucleus; cytoplasmic stress granule. The record is from RefSeq and is a predicted model, not a curated record. NCBI's taxonomy places the organism in Eukaryota, Fungi, Ascomycota, Sordariomycetes, Hypocreales, Clavicipitaceae. Gene Ontology annotation, molecular function: RNA binding; ATP binding; RNA helicase activity.